AUGGAUGUAUACGAUGAAGCUAAAGUACGCAUCACGGACCUGCAGAAAAGAGCGAAACGUAUCUAUGAUGCAGGAGAGUUAAUGGUCGGGAAAGAACCGACAAAAACUGAAAGAACGAGAUUUAGAAUUAUCUACGCCACUUCGGAGAAUUUAAACACCGAUUUUGAAAGUCAGUUAUCAGUCAUUAAUCGUAACAUGGGUAAACCUGGUGUUGAAGUGGUUGAUGCUGAUAAGUUACGAGAGGACUUUGAAACAGUUUACUUUGGUUGUAACAUUUUUGGAUGA
Messenger RNA from Macrosiphum euphorbiae (potato aphid), 285 nucleotides. Lineage: Eukaryota; Metazoa; Arthropoda; Insecta; Hemiptera; Aphididae. The record is from the annotation of a GenBank genome assembly.